UCAUUAAUAUUGAUAUCCAACGUCUUUAUAAUCAGACUACCUAUACACAGUAUCCAUAGACAUUAUUCACAUGAACAAUGUAUCCAAGGCAACAAGCAGUUACGCGAUUAAAGCAAUUGACUCAAUUAAUUAGGAACUACAGUUCCGCUCGCUUAUGUGAAAAUAAAGAAAAUUUAAUUCUUGACAUACAAAAACAACAGGAAGUAUUCCCGCUGGUAUGGCUAAGAGAUAACUGCAAAUGUACGUCUUGCUUUCACGAACAUUCAACGUCCAGAAUAAUUAAAUGGAUUAAUUUUGAUACAUCCCCGAAGGUGUCAACGAUAGAGAUUACGAACGAUAACAAUUUAGUUUUGCAAUGGCACGACAAACACAUUUCAAAGUUUAGCAUUGACUGGUUAAAAGAACGCAGCUUCAGAGAAGAUUCACAACAAAAGUAUUUGCAGGAAAAUUACAGACCGGCAAGAAUACCUUGGAGUCAGGAGACCUUCGAUGCCGCUAGAAAAGUAUAUGAGUAUGAAGAUAUUAUGAAAAAUGACCACGCUUUGUAUAACUGGUUAGUUGAUUUUGCCCGCUAUGGCAUGGUUUUCACACGAAACGCUCCCAAUGACAACCACGCAGCAGCCAAAGUUGCAAACAGAAUUGCGUUUAUUAGAAAAACACAUUAUGUUGAAGAAUUUGAAGUACGUCAUACACCAGGAACCUCAAAUGUAGCCUAUUUAUCUGGUUCACUUCAACUUCACACUGAUUUGCCGUACUACGAGUAUGUGCCUGGAGCUAUUAUACUACAUUGUUUAGUACAGACAGAUGGUGAAGGUGGGGAUAGUUUGCUCUCUGAUGGUUUGUACCAUGCGGAAAAGUUGCGUCAGGAAAACAAAGAAGCUUUUGAUUUAUUGAGUAGUGUGGAAGUGAAUUGGCUUGAUAUUGGAAGCGAACAUGGAGAUAAAUAUCAUACGAUAUUUCGGUGUCCUGUGAUAAGAUUAGACCUGCAAGGUAACAUUGAUAAGAUUCAUUACUCUGUCCCACAAAGAGAUUCACAUUUCACAGUGGAUGUAAAGCAUGUCAAACCAUGGUACGAAGCCCUGAAACUGUUUGUAAAUUCGAUUACACACGGUACCAGUAAAUUGAAAUUGCAACCAGGUGAACUUUUGGCAGUGGAUAAUGUAAGAUUAUUACAUGGUCGGACUUCUUAUCAGGAUAGUGAUAAAACGGAAAGGUAUUUGAAAGGUGUAUACAUAGACUGGGAUGAACUUUUUUCAAAGAUGAGGGUUCUGAAAUCUCAAAAAUAGAGUUUUUAAAUCAAUUUUGCAGGUAAUUGCUUUGAAGGCGAACUGAUUAACUAUGGUUCCCAACUACUUCUCAAAUCACAGAAUUAAAUGCAUUUAUUUAUGAAGAUCCUAGAUCGCUUAGGUAUUUUUAUGAAACCCGAAAAGGAAGGCUUUUAUAUAAAAAUAAACCACAAUUUUUCGUU
Photinus pyralis (common eastern firefly) is the source of this 1468-nucleotide messenger RNA. Its product is annotated as gamma-butyrobetaine dioxygenase-like. Gene Ontology annotation, molecular function: oxidoreductase activity. The coding region runs from base 78 to 1286 and encodes 402 amino acids. Gene Ontology annotation, biological process: carnitine biosynthetic process. The record is from RefSeq and is a predicted model, not a curated record. The transcript has 8 exons. Lineage: Eukaryota; Metazoa; Arthropoda; Insecta; Coleoptera; Lampyridae. Gene Ontology annotation, cellular component: mitochondrion.